GGGAAUUGGAAGGAGAGUCCACCAAAACAGGUUGCAUAUCAGGACCACGCUUAUUGGCACUUACCGGAGCGGUGGGGAGCGUGGGACGAGCAAUGA
This is a messenger RNA of Peniophora sp. CBMAI 1063, 96 nucleotides long. The record is from the annotation of a GenBank genome assembly. Lineage: Eukaryota; Fungi; Basidiomycota; Agaricomycetes; Russulales; Peniophoraceae.